Messenger RNA from Anolis sagrei ordinatus, 1951 nucleotides. It is a transcript of the gene DOC2B, whose product is annotated as double C2 domain beta. The record is from RefSeq and is a predicted model, not a curated record. NCBI's taxonomy places the organism in Eukaryota, Metazoa, Chordata, Lepidosauria, Squamata, Anolidae. Gene Ontology annotation, cellular component: synapse; membrane. Gene Ontology annotation, biological process: spontaneous neurotransmitter secretion; exocytosis; regulation of calcium ion-dependent exocytosis.
UUUGGCCUGCCACCGCUUUCUCCUCGUCAUUGCGGGCAUCCUUGACCGGGGCCACCUCUCCGUCUGCAGUUUUUUUUCCUUCCUGGCAGGGCAUUCCCUUCGGGCGCUGUAUGCAUGACACUCCGAAAAGGAGAGAAAACCACAAUCAGCAUCCAAGAACACAUGGCCAUUGACGUCUGCCCUGGACCCAUCCGCCCCAUCAAGCAGAUCUCGGAUUACUUUCCCCGUUUUCCCCGUGGCCUCCCCGCCACGGUCAGCCGGAGCAACAGCCUGCGCUCUUCGUCCAGCCAGGCCACGGUCAGCCCCUCGGAAACAGCCCCCCGGGAAGAUGACGAGGACGUGGACCAACUUUUCGGGGCGUACGGGACGGAGCCGGUGGAGCAGCCCGCCAAGCCGCCUGUCAAACAAGAGGAGGAGGCGGUGGAUGCAGAUGGAUACGAAUCCGACGACUGCACUGCCUUGGGGACAUUAGAUUUCAGCUUGCUAUACGAUCAAGAAAACAAUGCGCUGCACUGCACUAUUAAUAAAGCCAAGGUGCCAAAACCUCACUACAGAAAGGGCCUGAAGCCGAUGGAUCAUAAUGGGCUGUCUGACCCCUACGUGAAAUUGCAUUUGCUUCCUGGUGCCAGUAAGGCAAAUAAACUGAGGACCAAAACCUUAAGGAAUACUCUGAAUCCAACUUGGAACGAGACUCUCACAUAUUAUGGGAUCACAGAUGAGGACAUGAUCCGGAAAACACUCAGGGUUUCUGUCUGCGACGAGGACAAAUUCCGCCACAAUGAGUUCAUUGGAGAAACGAGGAUCCCCUUGAAGAAGCUGAAGCCCAACCAGACCAAGAAGUUCAACAUCUGCCUGGAGAAGCAACUGCCUAUUGACAAAACAGAGGACAAGUCCCUGGAAGAGCGCGGUCGGAUCCUGAUCUCCCUCAAAUACAACUCCCAGAAGCAAGCCCUGCAUGUGGGCAUCGUCCGCUGCGCACACUUGGCCGCCAUGGAUGCCAACGGCUACUCAGACCCCUAUGUGAAAACAUACUUGAAACCGGACGAGGAUAAAAAAUCGAAGCACAAGACAGCAGUGAAGAAGAAAACGCUGAAUCCCGAAUUUAAUGAGGAGUUCUGCUAUGAUAUCAAGCACGCCGACUUGACCAAGAAAACACUCGAGGUCACGGUAUGGGAUUACGACAUUGGGAAGUCCAACGACUUUAUCGGGGGUGUCGUGCUCGGGAUCAACGCCAAAGGAGAGCGGCUCAAGCACUGGUUUGACUGCCUAAAGAACAAGGAUAAGAAGAUCGAGCGCUGGCACACUCUCACCAAUGAGCUGCCGGGAGCCAUCCUCAGCGACUGACCUGGGGAGCAACACGGCACAUCGAUCUCAACCACGGAGCAGCAGCCUUUGCCUCUGCUGCGCAAGACAAGAGAGUUCCUGAGCCUCAGGAGCGGAGGGGAGAUGGAUUGGGAGCCCCCCAAGAGGCACCCCAUUGGCAGGGAACGCCCGGAACCCCAGACAAGGCUGUCUUCCCUGUUGCUUGGCCAGUGUCCGCCCUCGAGAUGUCUUUCCGGGAUACUUUGAACCCGAUCUUUUGCAGCAAGUUUUCCUGUGUGUGUGCGUGCGCGUGUGUGUAUACGUGUGAUGAGAGUGUCUCCAGGCCUGCAUGCAUUCAGGCAACCAUGUUUUGAUCUCCAUGCAGUGGCAACCCAAUGCACAAUAUACAUAUAUAUAUUCACACACAUACAUAUAUAUAUAUGGCAUUUUCCUCCCGUUAUGUUUUCUAAUUUGUACCGAAGGCAAAGCAUUGAUCCGAUCUCAGAGAUAAGAGGGCCUUCCAUUUGCAUUUAUUUGCGGCGUCUGUCGUUGUGGGUGAGUGGUUUGGCUUCCUCCCUCCUCUCCCACCUCCAAAUUUCAGUUCUGAUUUCCUCUGUUCCCCCAAACAACGUGUACAAAGUUGUUGUAG